This is a messenger RNA of Budorcas taxicolor (takin), 6437 nucleotides long. RefSeq names its product tet methylcytosine dioxygenase 2 (gene TET2). The coding region runs from base 1 to 6030 and encodes 2009 amino acids. Lineage: Eukaryota; Metazoa; Chordata; Mammalia; Artiodactyla; Bovidae. The transcript is spliced from 9 exons. Gene Ontology annotation, molecular function: DNA 5-methylcytosine dioxygenase activity. Gene Ontology annotation, cellular component: nucleus. Gene Ontology annotation, biological process: oxidative demethylation; myeloid cell differentiation; positive regulation of transcription by RNA polymerase II. The record is from RefSeq and is a predicted model, not a curated record.
AUGGAACAGGACAGAACCCACCAUGUUGAGGGCAACAGACUAAGUCCAUUCCUGAUACCAUCUCCGUCUCCCAUUUGCCAGACAGAACCUCUGGCAAGAAAGCUCCAGAAUGGAAGCCCAUUAACCGAGAGACCUUAUCUGGAAGUGAAUGGAGACAGCAAGUGGCAGUCUUUCAAAAGUUAUUAUGGAAUACCCCACAUGAAAGGAAGCCAGAAGAGUCGCGUGAGUCCGGAUUUCAUACAGGAAGGUAGAGGGUAUUCCAGAUGUCUGCAGAAUGGCGGGAUAAAACGCACAGUUAGUGAACCUUCUCUUUCUGGGCUCCAUCAGAACAAGAAACUGAAACCAGACCAAAAGGCUAAUGGAGAAAGAAAGAGCUUCGGGGAAAGCCAAGAAGGAAAUCCAGACAAACGCAGCAGUCAACCAAAUGUCUCCCAUGUGAGUGGUAGGAGGGAAUCUGUGAGCUCUGCGGCCCAAGAAGAUGAAGUGAAAGAUUUCACCAGUUUUCCAACACACAAUGGCGGUGGGUCUGAAAACCCAGAGCUUCAGAUUCUGAAUGAACAGGAGGGGAAAAGUGCUAACUACCACGACAAGAACAUUGUAUUACUUCUCAAGAACAAGGCCGUGCUCAUGCCUAAUGGUGCUACAGUUUCUGCCUCUUCCAUGGAAAACACACACGGUGAACUCCUGGAAAAAACACUGUCUCAAUAUUAUCCAGAUUGUGUUUCCAUCGCGGUGCAGAAAACCACAUCUCACAUACAUGCCAUUAACAGUCAGGCUACUAAUGAGUUGUCCUGUGAGGUCACUCACCCAGCGCAUACCUCAGGGCAGAUCAGUUUCCCACAGACCUCGAACUCUGAGCUGCCUCCAGAGCCAGCCGCAGCGGCGACUGAGAGCUGUGAGGCAGAUGGUGCCAGUAAACCAGCUGCAACGCUCGGGGCCUGCCCCUUUCAGAAACCAGAACAGCAGAAGCCCGCUUUUGAGAUAUGCCCAUCUCCAGCAGAAAGCAGUAACAUCCAAGGAACUGCAAAGCUAGGCUCUGGUGAAGAAUUCUGCUUGGGUCCCAGUGGCAAUUUGCAGUCUCCCGGCGGCAGCUCUGAACGGUAUUUAAAGCAAAACGAAAUGAAUGGUGCUUGCUUCAAGCAAAGCUCAGUGUUCACUAAGGAUUCCUUUUCUGCCACUACCACGCCACCACCAUCACAAUUGCUUCUUUCUCCCCCUCCUCCUCUUCCACAGGUUCCUCAGCUUCCUUCUCUAGGAAACAGCACUCUGAAUGAUGGGGUUUUGAAAGAACUCCAUCACUACCCCAACCAAAGUGACCCAACUCUUUUAAGGGAAGUUAAAAUAGAGGGUCAACGUGAGGCACCACCACCCCAGAGUCCCACUCCCUCCGCCCAUGUAUCCAACCCCUCUCUGAUGCUUCCAGUAAGGCCUCAGAAUAAUUGUGUUAACAAGAAUGACAGUCGGACUCCGGGGACAAUGACUAUUCCAUUGGGUUCAGAGAAAACCAGACAACUUUCAGAACAUCUCAAGCCUAACCCACCGACUCUUCGUAGCGGUGGAGAUCCACAGGAUCACUGCCAGCAUUUGAUGGGGCACAAACAGCAAGAGAUUCUCAAGAGUCAAGACAAGGAACAAACACGUGACCGCAUGCUCCCAACACAGCGCUAUCUGAAACCAGGAUGGAUUGAAUUGAAGGCCCCUCACUAUCAUCCAGCAGAAUCCCAUCUAAAAUGUAAUGAGACAACCCUGCGGUCAAUUCUUCAGUAUCAGCCCAACCCCUCCCAUCAAAUGACCUCCAAACAAUACACUGGAAAUUCCAACAUGCCUGGGGGGCUCCCAGGGCAGGCUUAUAUCCAGAAAAUAAUGCAGCCGGAGCAGGGGCCACCAAGGUACCAAGUUGAGAUGAAUCAAGUGCAGUCUCAAGGUACAGUGGACCAGCAUCUCCAGCUCCAAAAUCCCUCACUCCAGGCACACUUCUCCAAAGUGGAGCCUUCACCGGACACUCACAGGCAGUCACUGUGUGCCCCGAGAUGUCAUUUCCAACAGAGACCAGAUCCCCAAACUGAGAAGCUCAUGCCCCCAACAAUAAGACAGCACUUGAAUCAACAGACUUCAGAGACUGAACCCUUCUCAAAUUCACACCUUUUACAGCAUAAGGCUCAUAAGCAGGCAGCACAAACACAACUACCCCAGAAUUCACAUCUCUCUCAAAACCACCAACAGCAGCAAAAAUUACAGCUGAAGAAUAAAGAACAAAUGCCCCAGACCUUUUCUUAUCUCCAGGGCAACAGUGAUGAGCCAAGAGAAGGAACAUUCUUUAGCCAGGUUAAAGUAGAAGAAUGCUUUCCUGGUGAAGAUCAAUAUUCAAAAUCAAGUGAGUUCCAGACUCAUAAUCCCAAAAUGGGACUGGAGCAAGUACAGAAUAUAAACAGUAUAAAUUCCCCCUAUGGUCAGAUCUUGAAGUCAAAUGCAAGCAAAGUACAGAUUUCUGGUUCAAACCAUAUACAACUGGUUCCAGACAAUAAAGAACAGACUGUAAAUUCUGAACUGUUGGCAGGAAACAAGACCCCAAAUGUGCAUCACAUGCAAUAUUUUCCAAAUAAUGUGACCCCUAAGCAAGAUAUUCUUCACAGGUGCUUUCAACAACAGGAACAAAAGCCUCAACAGGCUUCAGUUCUGCAGGGAUAUAAAAGUAGGAACCAAGAUGUGUCUGGUCAACAAGCUGCACAACUCGCUCAGCAAAGGUACUUGAUGCAAAACCAAGCAAAUGCGUUCCCUGUACCCGAUCAGACAGGAACUCACGUUCAGACCCCACCUCAGAAGGACAUUCAAAAGCACGCUGCUCUGAGGUGGCACCUCUUACAGAAGCAAGAACAGCAGCAAACAAAACUCCAAGCCGAGUCUUGCCGCAGUCAGAUGCAAAGGCCGAUUAAGGUCGAGCCUGGAUCCAAACCCCAUGCCUGUAUGCGCCCCCUGUCAGCACAGCCAGAAAAUAAAAUGUGGAAAAAGAUACCCAAGCAAGAGAUUCCACCUCCCAGCUGUGACAGUGCGCAGCCGCGAAGCAUCCUUGAGACCAUGGAGCAGCAUCUGAAUCAAUUUCAGGUCAAAUCAUUAUUUGACCAUAAGGCUCUUAAUCUCAAAUCACAGAAGCAAGUAAAAGUUGAAAUGUCAGGGCCAGUCACGGUUUUAACUAGACAAACCACUGCUGCAGAACUUGAGAGCCACACCCCAGCUUUAGAGCAGCAAGCAACGCCUUCCUCAGAAAAGACACCAACCAAAAGAACAGCUGGUUCUGUUCUCAAUAAUUUUUUAGAGUCACCUUCCAAAUUACUAGAUACGCCUAUAAAAAAUUUAUUUGAUACACCUGUCAAGACUCAGUAUGAUUUCCCAUCAUGCAGAUGUGUAGAGCAAAUUAUUGAAAAAGAUGAAGGUCCUUUUUAUACCCAUCUAGGAGCAGGUCCUAAUGUGGCAGCUAUUAGAGAAAUCAUGGAAGAAAGGUUUGGACAGAAGGGUAAAGCUAUUAGGAUUGAAAGAGUCAUCUAUACUGGUAAAGAAGGCAAAAGUUCUCAGGGAUGUCCUAUUGCCAAAUGGGUGGUUCGCAGAAGCUGCAGCGAGGAGAAGCUACUGUGCUUGGUGCGGGAGCGAGCUGGCCACACCUGUGAGGCUGCAGUGAUCGUGAUUCUCAUCCUGGUGUGGGAAGGCAUCCCAGUCUCUCUGGCCGACAAGCUGUACUCGGAGCUCACCGAGACGUUAAGGAAGUAUGGCAUGCUCACCAACCGGCGCUGCGCCCUGAACGAAGAGAGAACCUGUGCCUGUCAGGGGCUGGACCCAGACACCUGUGGUGCCUCCUUUUCUUUUGGUUGUUCAUGGAGCAUGUACUACAAUGGAUGUAAGUUUGCCAGAAGCAAGAUCCCAAGAAAAUUUAAGCUGCUUGGGGAUGACCCAAAAGAGGAAGAGAAACUGGAGUCGCAUUUACAAAACCUGUCCACUCUUAUGGCACCAACGUACAAGAAACUUGCACCUGAUGCAUACAAUAAUCAGAUUGAAUAUGAACACAGAGCACCAGAGUGCCGUCUGGGUCUGAAGGAAGGCCGUCCAUUCUCAGGGGUCACCGCAUGUUUGGACUUCUGUGCUCAUGCCCACAGAGACUUGCAGAACAUGCAGAACGGCAGCACACUGGUAUGCACCCUCACUAGAGAAGACAAUCGAGAAAUUGGAGGAAAACCUGAGGAUGAGCAGCUCCACGUUCUGCCUCUCUACAGAGUCUCUGAUGUUGAUGAAUUUGGCAGUGUAGAAGCUCAGGAGGAGAAAAAACGAAACGGCGCCAUUCAGGUACUGAGUUCUUUUCGGCGGAAGGUCAGGAUGUUAGCAGAGCCAGUCAAGACGGGCCGACAGAGGAAACUAGAAGCCAAGAAAGCUGCAGCUGAAAAGCUUUCCUCUUUGGAGAACAGCACAAAUAAGAGUGAAAAAGAAAAGUCAGCCUCAUCUCGUCCGAAACAGACUGAAAAUGCAAGCCAGGCUAAACAGCUGCCAGAACUUCUGCGACUUUCAGGACCAGUCAUGCAGCCGUCCCAGCAGCCCCAGUCCCAACCCCAACUGCAGAAACAACUUCCACAGCCACAGAAGCAGCCGCCACAGCUGCAGCAACCUCAGCAGCAGCCCCUGCAACAGCAGCCACGUCACCCCUUAACUAAUAACUCUCAGUCAGAGUCGGUCAGCUCUUACUCUUCAUCUGGAUCCACCAAUCUGUACAUGAGACGGCCCAAUGCAAUGAGCCCUUAUCCAGGCUCUUCGCACACUUCAGAUAUUUAUGGAGGGGCCAACCCUGUGAACCUCUAUUCCACCUCAUCCCAAGCUGCAGGUUCCUAUUUGAAUUCUUCUAAUCCCAUGAGCCCCUACCCUGGGCUUUUGAAUCAGAGUAACCAGUAUCCAUCAUAUCAAUGCAAUGGAAAUGUAUCAAUGGACAACUGCUCCCAAUAUCUGGGCUCCUAUUCUCCCCAGCCUCAGCCCAUGGAUCUCUAUAGGUAUCCAAACCAAGACCCUCUGUCUAAGCUAAAUCUGCCACCCAUCCACACACUUUACCAGCCAAGGUUCGGAAACAGCCAGAGUUUUACUUCUAAAUACUUAGGUUACGGAAACCAAAAUAUGCAAGGAGAUGCCUUCAGCAGUUGUACUAUCAGACCAAACGUACACCAUGUAGGGACAUUCCCUCCUUAUUCCACGCAUGAGAUGGAUGGCCACUUCAUGGGAGCCACCUCUAGAUUACCACCCAAUUUGAGCAGUUCAAACAUAGACUAUAAAAAUGGUGAGCAUCACCCAGCUUCUCAUUUAAUCCAUAACUACAGUGCAGCUCCGAGCAUGUUCAACAGUUCCCUUCAUGCUCUGCAUCUCCAAAACAAGGAGAACCACAUGCUCUCCCACACAGCCAAUGGCUUAUCUAAGGUGCUUCCGGGUCUUCACCCUGAGAGGACUACUUCUGUGCAGGAAGGCUUGCACAAAGUACACGAGGCUGGCAGUCAGGAAAAGCAGCCUUCGGCCGCCGAGGACAAUGAUGAGGUCUGGUCUGACAGCGAGCAGAGCUUCCUGGAUCCUGACAUCGGAGGAGUGGCUGUGGCUCCAACUCAUGGGUCAAUUCUCAUCGAGUGUGCAAAGCGCGAGCUGCACGCCACAACCCCUUUAAAGAAUCCCAACAGGAAUCACCCCACCAGGAUCUCGCUUGUCUUUUACCAGCACAAGAGCAUGAAUGAGCCAAAACACGGCUUGGCGCUCUGGGAAGCCAAAAUGGCCGAGAAAGCCCGUGAGAAAGAGGAAGAAGGUGAAAAGCAUGGCCCGGACUAUGUGCCUCAGAAAACCCACGGCAAAAAGGUGAAACGGGAGCCCACUGAGCCGCAUGAACCUUCUGAACCCACUUACCUGCGCUUCAUCAAGUCCCUUGCUGAAAGGACCAUGACCGUGACCACAGACUCCCCAGUAACUACAUCCCCAUAUGCCUUCACUAGGGUCACGGGGCCUUACAACAGAUACAUGUGACGGCGCCCCUUGAGUUGGUUACCUCAUUUGAAAAGACCACAACCAACUUGUCCGUUAGUGUAGUUCUCAUGACGUGGGCAGUGGUGAAAGGACACAGUAAUCCUGACAAAUGUGGUGGGAGGAACCUCGGCUCACCAGCAAAACAAGAGGUCAUCUUACCAUAGCACUUAAUUUCCACUGACUCCUGAGUGGUCACAGAUGGAAUCUAGGCAAAAGACCAAAGCAUUCUAUGCAAAAAGAAGAUGGAGAAGGAAGUGUUCCACGAUUUACAUUUUUAAACACUGGUUCUAUUACUGGAGGAGACGAUAUGUAAAUGUGAUUCCCUACCCCUUACAACUCUGCACAUCUGUGACCACUUUUAAUAAUACCAAGUUUGCAUAGUCAUGGAACACAAAUCAAGUACUGUA